This is a messenger RNA of Oryzias latipes (Japanese medaka), 645 nucleotides long. Its product is annotated as twist-related protein 2-like. The record is from RefSeq and is marked provisional. Lineage: Eukaryota; Metazoa; Chordata; Actinopteri; Beloniformes; Adrianichthyidae. Gene Ontology annotation, biological process: developmental process; regulation of transcription by RNA polymerase II. Gene Ontology annotation, molecular function: RNA polymerase II transcription regulatory region sequence-specific DNA binding; protein dimerization activity; DNA-binding transcription factor activity, RNA polymerase II-specific.
AUGAGAAAGGAGCAGGCAUCUCGCAAUGAGCACCCUGAAGAAAGGGUGGCUGUCAGUGAAGGGAAGACGGGGAAACCUUUUUCUAACACCUGUCCCGUUGUCGUAGCAACCCCGGGGCUCACUGGACGCAAACGUCAGAUGGGCUCCCACACAGAGGAUGACCUCACCCCGGUGACCCCGCCCUCUUCAGUGGACAACCAGGUCAAAGACGGCGACGGUUUUCAGGUCUACUCCCCGUCUGGUCCAAAGAGGCUCAAACGAAGCCCUCAGCACCCGUCCUCCUCCUCCGGCCCGUCCCUGUCGCCUGUUCCUGCUAACAGUCCCGGAGGUCUCUCAGCCCUCGAGGACCCCCAUGCCCAGCGGGUCAUUGCCAACAUCCGGGAGCGCCAACGGACACAGUCUCUCAACGAGGCGUUUGCCUCGCUGAGAAAGAUCAUCCCCACGCUGCCAUCCGACAAACUGAGCAAAAUCCAGACCCUCAAGCUGGCGUCUCGUUACAUAGACUUCCUGUACCAGGUUCUGCAGAGCGACCAGAUGGACUCCAAGCUGGCUGGAUGUAACUACCUGGCCCACGAGAGACUGAGCUACGCCUUCUCUGUCUGGAGGAUGGAGGGGGCCUGGUCGAGCAUGUCUGCCGGGCAUUAG